Molecule: messenger RNA, 2178 nt
Organism: Thamnophis elegans (Western terrestrial garter snake)
Lineage: Eukaryota; Metazoa; Chordata; Lepidosauria; Squamata; Natricidae
Product: WD repeat and coiled-coil-containing protein-like
Exons: 3
Coding region: 1-2178 (725 amino acids)
Molecular function (GO): kinase binding
Source: RefSeq, a predicted model, not a curated record
AUGGAGCUAGGAAAAGCUAAACUUCCUAGAACUGGCCUUAAUGCUUUAUACCAGGCUAUUCAUCCAAUAUAUGGAAUUGCAUGGACAGAUGGCAAGCAAGUCACACUGAUACCAUUGCAUUUUCAUGGCAAAGAAUGGAGAUUUGGUGAUUCGAUUCUUAUCGGUCAGUUUGAACAUGUCCACGCACUUUAUUGGAAUGCAUGUUAUUCUGCCGACUUGCCAGCUCUGCUUGCUGUUCAGCAUAAGAAGCGUGUGAGCAUUUGGCAGCUAAUCCACAAUGUUUUGGAAAAGAAUAAGCUGAUGGUUUUCCGGACUUGUGAAAUUGUUGAGCCGUUCCAGCUGCUUCCUCAAGGCUGUGCAUGGCACCCAAAGAGAGAUAUUUUGUCAGUAUUUACCAAAAGGGAUGCUUCUGUUUUAUAUGCAGUUCGUUUAGACAAUUCCAAGGUUAAAGCAGACAUUAAAAGCAGGGGACUCAUCCACUGUGCUUGUUGGACCAAGGAAGGCAAUCGUCUAAUUAUUGCUAUAAGCAGUUCUCUUCAUUCCUAUAUUUGGGAUGAGGCCAAGAAAACACUGAAUGCUUGCACUUUUUGCCCAAUAUUUGAUGUUGGAGGCUAUAUCUGUGCUAUUGAAGCUACUUUGGAUUUUCAAAUUGCUGUGGCUACUGAAUUCCCUCCUGAUAAGGUGCCUGGUUUAAAUGCUGGUAUUACAUUUGAUUUACCAAUUAGUUCUGAAAUGGAUUUUAUGUCUACAGAUUCUUCGCAGUCUACUCUGGUGCUUGGGGAUGAAGAAUACUCAAUGGAUUUGAGAAGGAAGUCUUUUGAUUCGGAUAAAUCAGUAGCAGUGCAUUCUGUUGCUUCAUCUUCAUCAGGCCCAAUUGAUUUAACCAGUAUCCGGGAAAACCACAGGAAACUGGAUCGCAGUCGUAUAUCUUUGAGGAGGAAGGUCAGCCCUUUAGGAAGUGGUCAGUGUUCUUCACAGUUGAUCUUGGUCACUUAUGAAGGAAAGAUAACCACAACUAGAAAAGUCAGCAUUCCAGGCAUUUUGGUCCCUGAUGUAAUUGCCUUUGACUUUAGUGCACAAAUGGUCGCAGUGGCUUCUAAUACUUGCAAUAUAGUUUUGGUCUCUUCAGUUACAUCAUCCUGUGUGCCCAACUUGCAACGGAUCCAACUAGACAGAAACGAACGACCCAAAGGAAUGUCCUUUUUGACAGAUAAACUUUUACUAGUUUUGGUUGGCAAGCAAAAAUUCACCGACCCCACAUUUAUUCCUUCCUCUAAUUCAGACAGAUACGUCGUCAGAUUGCUGAUGAAAGAAUUAAUAUCUGGCAAAGACUCUUCAUCAAAAUCUGGGACUAGCCAAACUUUGUCGUUCACUUUUGAGCCUUCUGUUAGCCUUCCUGAGAAAAGAAGACAUUUUAAGAACUUUGCUUCAGAGGAUUCUACUGUGGAGCAGGAGCUUUCAAGGCCAAUUAAUACUUUUAUUCAGUCACCCAGUAGAAGGAAACACAGGCUGGAAGUGAAAAGUCCUAAUUAUGAACAAACAUCCCCAUCCAACGUGUGCAUUUUUAAUGAAAAAGGAGCCUUGAGAAACUCAUCCGUUCUAGAAACUUUGGAAGCUGAGCCAAUUAAUCGGUCAAUGGCCUUGUUUGGUGCUGAACCACCUAUUGGAGUUUCCAAUAUAUCGACUUCAUCUAAAGUAGCACACAAAUCUUUAAAUUCUCCUAAAAAUAGCAUAUUGGAUAAUGAUAAAAGAGCAACUGAAAUAUCCAUUAAUCUGGAAAAAUGGUAUAGCAGUUUCAAUGACUUACAUUUGAGACUCCUUGAAUUAAUAGAACACACUAAAAAUGGGAGGAGAUUAUCUCUUGUCUACCCUUCUUCUCAAGAACCACCUUUCAUACACAUCAAAUACCAGAAGCGUUCUUCAAAUGGAGCAAUAGCUGAAGAAACUCGCAAUAUUCUACUAUAUAAUGGCAAAAUCCAUCUGAAUUUAGUCCAGCAACUUUUUGAUCUGCAUAUUGUUGAAAUGAAACAUGGUCCUUCCUGGAUAGUUCUUACUGCUGAUGGUGAAGGUUUUAUUCCAGUAGCUUUUAAAGCAAAGCAGGAGAUCAUCAUAAGGGAUGGCAAGGAUAAUUUUGAUCCCCAAGAAAGUUACACGUUCAAAGCAAAUUUGUCGUCAUAA